This is a messenger RNA of Dalotia coriaria, 3558 nucleotides long. RefSeq lists its product as uncharacterized. Lineage: Eukaryota; Metazoa; Arthropoda; Insecta; Coleoptera; Staphylinidae. The record is from RefSeq and is a predicted model, not a curated record. The transcript is spliced from 3 exons. Gene Ontology annotation, biological process: telomere maintenance; DNA repair. Bases 363 to 2579 code for a protein of 738 amino acids. Gene Ontology annotation, molecular function: DNA helicase activity.
UGACGUGAUAACGUCUUUAAAAUCGUUUUAGUUGGGUGACUGUUCAGAAACUGUGUCACGAGACCUCUCGAGGUCGAUCGCAGGUAUACCCCCCUCUCGUUAUAACGAGAGAGAGACGGACCGAUCUCCCGUCUCAUCUCGAGCGCUGCCAGUCAUUCCGUGAAAUCCACACGAGCGGAGGCAGGCAUAGCGUUCGAGUGAGUGGACCGAUCUUCCGUCUCUCUCACUCUAGCGGCAUACAAACGAAUGGAGAUUUUCUCGUGCGGUUAAGUUUUCGUUGAAUGUGAAACAAAAGACAGUGAAACAAAAUUUGAAGUGCAAGUGAAGUGUUACAAUAAUUGCAACAAAAAAAGUGUUUACUGAUGGAGACUGAAGAAAUCACCACGCUCAACAUGAUGGAUCCCUGUGCACACAUUCCUUCAACAUCCAGUACGCUGAUGGAGACCGAGGAUGCUUUGCCGUCAACGUCUGCAAUACCCACCAUUGCCGAAAAGAAGGCCCUGCGAAAUCGUAAAGCAGCAGUUCCUCUUGGUGGAACAACAGUUCACUCAGCGUUCCGUCUUACAACAUCUCGAGUCAUAAAAGAUCUAUCUUCUGAAACGUUGCAAGCAUACAGGAACAUGUUCGUUGGCGUAAGAGCCGUUUUCAUCGACGAGAUCAGCAUGAUGAGUGCGGCUAUACUGCGUAAAAUCAAUUAUCGACUGCAACAGAUCACUGGUAAUUUCGAUCAACCAUUUGGAGGCAUUCAUGUGAUCUUAUGCGGAGACUUCAGGCAGCUACCACCAGUACGUGCCCUUCCGUGUUUUAAAAUUUCAAGCAACGACCUGGGAGGAUCUCCACUUUGGCAAACCAUCAAAUUCUUUCCUCUGGUACGUGUUGUACGACAAACCGAUGAACUGUUUUCUUCAAUCCUCACUAAAAUUGGAAACGGACUCAAACUUAGUGACAAUGAGAUCACACUUAUUGAAUCCAGACACAAGAGUACAGCCUGGUGCAAAGAAAACGUUCCUGACGCCGUUCGGUUGUUUUACAGCAACCAAGAAGUGGAUUUUUAUAACCGAAGUGCAAUUAACAACGCACACAACUUAGUCACCACAGAUAUUAUGCUCGGAUAUGCAAAUAAUUCUGAGAGACACCAGUGUCAAGGGCAACUUCACAAGAUGACGGUUUCAGAGACAGACGGAUUGCCAUACAUGUUGCCAUUAGCAGAAGGUUAUCCUUACAUGAUAACAUCUAACAUCGACGUCUCGGAUGGAUUGGUUAAUGGUGCUAUUGGAGUUUUGAAGCACAUCGAACGUCAACCGGUCAACGUAGAUGAAAAUUCAUCGACAAGCACAACUCCGCCACAAGCUGAAGACGAUAUCAUUACUCUUUGGUUUGAAUUUCCAGACAAAAACACGGGUGUUAAUGCUAAAAUCAAAUGUCGACCACAUGUCGUCAGCAAGCCAAACACUUUAUCUGUCGAUUGGAUACCAGUGUACAAGAAAAUUGUCAAUAUUACUUUGUCAAAAACAGUGAAGUGCAAACGGAAACAGUUUCCUUGCAUGCCUGCUUGUGCCAUUACAAUCCACAAGUCCCAAGGUGGGACAUUUGACAUCAUUGUAUACAAGUACUCUUCUCAGCAACCAUUGCAAUUAGUGUAUGUGGCCUUGAGUCGCGUAACAAGUAUCGAAGGCUUGUUUAUCAUUACAGAAAAAGAUUCUUGCUUCAAUUUCAAACAUGGUCGACAAGGAAACGAUUCUGAAACUACGAGAGAGAUUCGCGAUGAAUACAACCGACUUCGUGGACACCAUCUCCAGACAAUCACAAAGAAAGCGCUAAAAUUCUGUGAUGAUGCUACCGACUUGGGACAAACAAUUAUAACAAACAUCAAUUGUCAAAGUUUAAGCGCCCACGUUGAGGAUUUAGAAACAGAUACAGUCAUACUAAGAUCCGACUAUUUAGUUCUGACUGAAACGUGGAUGCGAGACAAUUGUCCACCAAUUCCGAUUAACAAUUAUAAGUGCAUAUCCAGGAAUAAUAAUCGAACUGAUUCAGACACCAACGCAGCUGGAGGAGUUGCAAUCUAUUGCAGAUUAUCAUCGCCAUCUACAGCGAAAGUGGUUGAAAUUGCGAUUACAGACUCAGCUUGUCACAUCAAAACCUCAGGAGAUGUGUGCUUGGCUGAAGUUACUUGCUUUACUGCAGAUACCACCUUCAAGUUUGUGCUCGGCGCUAUAUACGUUCAUCCAGGAGCUAGUACGCAAAACGUCGGAAUGUUACUCUGGCAAGCACUCGGUCCGUACAUUCACAACACCCAGUACGUGACCCCGUUCCUUCAAGUUGAUUCUAAUAUACCCAUUCUUCUGUGUGGUGAUUUCAACAAAAACGUUAAGACAGAUGACUCAUUCCUCAGAUUCAUGAAAGAAACGUUCAAUCUUGAAAACUUGUCAGAUGUUUCAAAGUCUACUACAUUAAAAGGAACAACCAUCGACCUGACUUUUGCAAGGCACAUAACAGCUGAAACCCUUCCUUUUAUUUCUUACUUUUCCUAUCAUCGUCCUAUCCUGAACAGAAUUACCCAGAUUGGAAACAGAUAAAUUUACGUGAUUUUACGUAAUUUAAAAUUUGAAAAAAUUGUUAUCUUCAUUAAUUCCUUACUUCACAAAAACUUAUAUCACCAAUAAGACGUUAUCACGUAAACAUCUCGAUCGUAAACCUACUUUACAAACAACCAUUUUUUUUAUUUUUAUAAAUUAUUUUUUCAUGUGAUAAAUUUUCCUUUUAACUUGCUUGCUUAUUAUAUAGAAAAUUUUCCGUAGAUUAAGAAUUUGAAAUGCGUUCUUGUCUAUCUAAUCUAAUCAAGCAAAAAACGAAAAAUGGCUAUUUAUAGCACAGUUGGUCCGUUUUUGGACCUUUCACCUCACAAAAUAAAAUUAUUUUUAUUUUAUCUGAUACAGAAUUUUCCAAAUUUUCAAUUUUUGAUAAUUUAUUUAGCGAAUCUCUCGUAAACUAAAAUAGUUAGAAAGGAAGGAAUCGCUGAGUUAUAAUCUACGGACAAUUCUCCAUAAAAUAAUACAUGUUUUGUUGCAGUAUUGCAAAGUAUUCUUAGGUGGGCUAGAAUACUCGCAUAUGAAUGAAUGUAAACAAGUUUUUUAUUGCUUUCAGCGUGCGUAUCUCAACAGCGAUAGUGACCUCGUGCAGUUGCUGUCUGCUGUGUGCAACUCAAGGCAUACGCAGUUCCAUAUCGGUUGUCGAGUGAAUCGCGCGUUUUCAUUGCGACUAGUUUUCGUUCUUCAAAUCAUAAUUAGAUAAAUUGCGGAAUGUUCCGUUGUAUGUUCAUCAAUCGCGGAGUUAUCGGUGGUUCACCUAUGCGCGUGUGAUGUUCCGUCGGCCGUCGGUGAUUGUUUUUCGCUUGUGGAAUUACAUUGCACUCGUGCUAACCUAUGUGUAAAUAACCUGCGUGUCCAAACAUACUUAAUAAUAAUUUGGAAUUAUGUUUAAUUAAUUUUGAUUUUUGAUUUUUAAAAAAUGGAUGUAGUUUUUAGUGUUGCUAAUAAAACCUAAUAUAAUAUUUUA